UUGUGGCAAAUCGAUCGAUCAAUUUGAAAGAUGGAGAACAUACUCGCUCGCGAUCAGAGGACUACGUUCCACCGGGUCCUUGACCGUACAAGGCUGCGCUUCCACGCGUUACCGUCAACGACGACGACGACGACGACGACGUUGUCGUCGGAGAAAACCAAAUACCAACAGGACGUCAUCACCAAAGCCACGACGAACCGAACGAAGCCAGCAUAUGCUUUGAAAUACUUGCCAUACGAUUCGCACUUCACGUCGUCGACGACAUUUAACGACGACCGAGGAUUCACGUUGACCACGUGUCUAUGGUUUCUAUUGGUAAACUUCUUCGUGUUAUCAGUGCAAGGCGCUCCGAUGACUCUCGAGGAGAAACGGCUAAACACACCCCCGAAAUGGGUAAAUCCGUGCGGUCUGGCUUCGGAGGAUUUCGACGGCGAUCUGGACGUCGUGCAGUUUCCCGACGAGCAACUCAUACAGCAAAUAGUGCUCCAAGCCAGUCAAGCGUUGUAUCAUGCGGAACGUUUCCGCGACAGAUAUCUCGAAUACACAUUCGGGUCGGAUUUAAGCAGCCUGCAUUCGCCGCAGUUCAAUCUCCACUACGGCUGGUUGCCCGGCCAGAAGGAAAUUCCCAAACAGUUAGGAGAGAAUCUCGACCAAGAUUAUCUCAAAAAAAUAGAAUUGGACGAGAUUCUGCUCAACGUGUACGAAAACAUGCAGAAAUUUGCGGUGGGUCUCGAGCAGAUAGUCUGGGAUCAAGAGGAUUACGGGCUCUCGUUCCGCAACGAGUUCAAGGAGGCCGAAUUCAAGCUUCGCGGGGUACUUUGUGAGCUUCAGGUGGCUCUGGUAGAACGCGGCCUAACUCCACGUCCGGACAUCACUCGAGACAUCAUGACAUCCGAGUUCCGAAAGAAGGAAUCGCGGACACAGACCGAACUGAGGGACUGGCUGAUCUUCCGCGAUUACAUGAACGGAUUGGAAUACGUGGUGCAAGUGUUCGAGCAUCUAGGUCAACGAUUGCGAGCGGAGCAAUCUUGAGAACGGCAAGGCGAAAGCCGAAGAAGGGUCACCAGGCGACGUCCUUCUCAUCUUAGGAAACUGGCGCAAACUUAGAGGCUCUAUAUACUCUCUCCUGGAUAUAAACAAAAGAAUGGCGUAAAACAAAAAAAAAAACAGGAAGAAUUUCCGAAGGAAAAAAUGUUGACAAAAAGAGCAACGAGUCAGAUUGACACAUAACUCUCACACAUUCACACUCACAUACAAACACACAUAUCUGCUAUUCAGUAUCCUCAACGCUUUUCCGUCGGUGCUCUGGUGUGAUGUCACAGUGUAAGAAUGAAUGAAUAAAGAGGUAAAAAGGAGGAGGAUUAGAGUCGCGCCGUUGCUGGCCUAUUGGCUUUCGCCGAUUUAGUUCACCAUCAUCAUCCCAUCAUAUCGCGAUCAUGCGCAAUUUCACCGCUCAUAUUUUACCGUGACGCCUCGUGCAAUGAUGAACAGCACACGUUGCGCGUUUGAUAUUUCGCGCGCGAAAAGAAAAGUGAUAGAUUCCGCGCGCGAGAGAUUGUCACCAGUAAUGCUCGUUUGGAUAUAUAAAUUUAAGUAAUAUAAAUUAAUAAUAUAAAUUAAGUAUAAUAAAUUAAUUAGUAAUCCGUAUGUCGUAGAGAGAACGCACCGAUUGCCGAGAACAAAGGAGCACGAUAUCAAAUCCGAAGUUUAAUUUAAUAUCAGCUGAGAUUCUAAGCUGAAAAGAAAAAAACUAACAAUAGAAAAAGAAUUUACUAGAUUUAGGUUUACUAGAAUCGAAUCUCUUUCUUUGGCACCGUAUUCAUAAAAAACUACGAAAGGUUCUCGCUCGAUCGUCGAGAAAAUAUCACGGUUGUGAGAGAUUUUUCCGGGAAACGUGUGCAACAUCGUGGCGCGAGCGACACUCAUCUCUCGCACUUCAUAAUCAUAUACAAUAAUCACACACAAUAAUUUAUUGACUAAUUGUAUUACUAAUACUAUUAUUAACUAAUUGUAUUAGCAUAUUUAUUUACAGAUUAUUUAUUUUAUUUUUUUAUAUGAAAGUUUUUACACACAUCCCGAAUAGCGCUGUAUUAAAAAAAAAAAGUGUAUAGUUGAGCUUAAAAGUGCUUAGCGCAUUUGAAUGAAACAGGGAUAUACCAUUAUAUUAUAUUAGACUUCGUGCAUACACGCGUGCUACCGUGAAAAAGCACCACCAGCGCGCGACGUUUGUAUUAAUUACGUUAUUGUGUGCAGCGCGGAGGAAGAAAGGCGGCUUCGAAGACGCGAGGGGAAAGAGACGAGAGUCAGCGACGUCGCCGCGCGCGUGCCGUUGCCGCUUCUCUUCUGUUAACGUGCAAUAUACCUUUGCAGGGUAUGAGUACUUUAAUCAGAAACCUGACGAGGCUCCAUUUCCGCACUUUUGAUCGCAAUUAUCUCACUCGCAAACACGAGAUUUUCUUAUAGUAUUACGUUAUGUUUUUUACACAUUGUAUACAGUUCUUUUUUUUUUAAGUUUUUUUUGCCUUUAUCUUUUUUUUUUAUACCAAUGACAUUUUUUUUAUUUUUUAA
Pseudomyrmex gracilis is the source of this 2568-nucleotide messenger RNA. RefSeq lists its product as uncharacterized. The record is from RefSeq and is a predicted model, not a curated record. The coding region runs from base 31 to 1032 and encodes 333 amino acids. Lineage: Eukaryota; Metazoa; Arthropoda; Insecta; Hymenoptera; Formicidae. The transcript is spliced from 5 exons.